AUGUUGGAGAGCUACCUUUGUAUCCGAGUUGCUGUGGCAGUUGAUGACAACAAGCCGGCUGUUGGUCGAGUGGUGGAUGUUAACCUCGUGAAAGAAGAUGGCAAAACCGUCAACACUGCGAACUAUAUUGUCGAGUUUGAUGGCGAGGUUUACUUCGAAGGCAACCGGACGGAUCGCGUAGAACUGAACCAAGAACAGGUGUUGUAUGCGAUGGACUUCAUGAAAGAAAUUGAAUCUUUUGAAGAUGAUGUUGACGAGGACGGCGAAGACGGUGCUUGUGUGCCGGUGAGUAGAGACUGGGAUGAAUUGGAAGAAUAUGUAGGCAACGUUGCGUAG
Molecule: messenger RNA, 336 nt
Organism: Cylindrotheca closterium
Lineage: Eukaryota; Bacillariophyta; Bacillariophyceae; Bacillariales; Bacillariaceae
Source: the annotation of a GenBank genome assembly